GAGCGGGCGCUAGGCCGCAGCGGAGCCGGCGGGGCCGGGGAAGCGGGGGGACCGGGGCGGCGGAGCGGCCGGAGCGGGGCCGGAGCGGGGCCGGAGCGGGGCCGGAGCGGGGCGGGUCCGGCGGGAUCCGGGCGGGCGAUGCCGAGCAAGAAGAAGAAAUACAACGCGCGUUUCCCGCCGGCGCGGAUCAAGAAGAUCAUGCAGACGGACGAGGAGAUCGGGAAGGUGGCGGCGGCCGUUCCCGUCAUCAUCUCGCGGGCGCUCGAGCUGUUUCUGGAGUCGCUGCUGCGCAAGGCGUGUCACGUGACCCAGUCCCGCAACGCCAAAACCAUGACGACAUCACACCUGAAGCAGUGCAUCGAGCUGGAGCAGCAGUUCGAUUUCCUCAAGGACCUGGUGGCCGCGGUGCCCGACAUGCAGGGGGACGGGGACGAGGUGGCCGGGGACGGGGAGCGGGGGCAGCGCAGGGGGCGUCGCCCCGGCCGCAGGAACGGGGGCCCCGGGGGGCCGAAGGGGAAGGACCCGAAACAGUCGGGAACCGACACGGAGCAGGAGGAGGACUCUGAGGACAGUGACAGCGACGGGGACGAGGAGCCAGCGCAGCCCCUCCCCCCACAGCCCCCCCUCAGCUUCCCCAGCCCUGGGCUGCCCUUCCCCCCCCUAGGUCCCGCCCCCAUGGCGGGGGGGGGAGGGGCCGUGGGGGGGGUUGGGCUCCCCCCCGCCCCGCCCCGCGAGGACGAGGAUGAGGAGGAUGAAGAUUACGACUCGUAGCGCCCAGUCGGGCACUGGGAGCGCGGGGGGGGGCACUGGGAGCGCCCCUCCCCCCCCUCCCCCCCCUGCCCCGGGGCCACCGGCGCCAUGAGCGGGAGCCGCUCUCAGCGGGGGAGGGGGCUCGGCCCGGACGCCUGGGUCCCCUCCCCGGACUCCUGGGUCCCUUCCCGGACGCCUGGGUCCCCUUUUUGGGUGGGGGGAGGAGGGCGAUUUUGGGGCCGUUUCGCAGCUUUUAAUGAAUUUGGGGGGGUUUUCAAUAAAGUUCUGGUUUCCGUAA
Columba livia (rock pigeon) is the source of this 1048-nucleotide messenger RNA. It is a transcript of the gene DRAP1, whose product is annotated as DR1 associated protein 1. Lineage: Eukaryota; Metazoa; Chordata; Aves; Columbiformes; Columbidae. Gene Ontology annotation, molecular function: core promoter sequence-specific DNA binding; protein heterodimerization activity; RNA polymerase II general transcription initiation factor activity. Bases 139 to 771 code for a protein of 210 amino acids. Gene Ontology annotation, cellular component: negative cofactor 2 complex; nucleus. The record is from RefSeq and is a predicted model, not a curated record. Gene Ontology annotation, biological process: transcription by RNA polymerase II. The transcript has 7 exons.